Molecule: messenger RNA, 1578 nt
Organism: Parascedosporium putredinis
Lineage: Eukaryota; Fungi; Ascomycota; Sordariomycetes; Microascales; Microascaceae
Source: the annotation of a GenBank genome assembly
AUGUCGUCGGGUUGGAAAUACGCCUUUGCGCUGUCCAAAGAGGAUGUCAAAAACAGCACUCCUCCAGGCACCGUGGCGCUAGUUUCUCACGAUCCGGCCGACGUCGAACAUGCCCGCGAUACCAUCGUCAAGUUCCCCGUCCCCUCCUCCGACCCCGCGGACCCUCUCAACUGGGCCCCCUGGCGCAAGACCGCAUUGCUUCUCGUCGCCUCCCUCUACGCCUUCGUCGCCAACUACUGCAGUUCUGCCAUCGCCCCCGCCUUGCAGAUCUGGUACCCCAACUUCCCCACGGAGCCCAAGCCCUACUCCACGUUGACGCAUCUAAUCGCGGUCAAUGUUCUCAUGCUCGGCGCGAGUAACAUAUGGUGGGUACCGCUGUCCAACUGGGCCGGCCGCCGCCCCGUGCUCAUCGUCGCCACCCUCAUCUUGACCCUGUGCACCAUGUGGUGCGGUCUCGCGACAUCCUUCGACUCUCUCCUCGCCGCCCGCUUCUUCCAGGGUGUCGGUGGCGGUGCCGCUGAUACCGUCGCUCCCGUCUUGAUUGGCGACGUGUACUUUGUCCAUGAGCGAGGCCGUGCCAUGGCCGUCUACACCUUCUUCCUCGCCGCCGGAUCCAUCGUCGGCGGCAUCGCUGGCGGGUACGCCGCCUUCCAGCUCGGCUGGGCCUACAAUUUCUGGAUCUGCACCGCCCUCGCCGGCGCCGUAUGCCUCGGUACCAUCUUCGUCGUUCCCGAGACCCUGUACGACCGCCCCGCCCAAGUCGAGCGAGCCUCCACUCCCUCCGACGAUUCGGGCAGCAAGAAAGAGGGCGGCGCCGCCAGCCAUAUCCAAGUGGCCGACGCCUACCGCCCCUUCACCUUUUCCCGCUCCCUGGGCUUCGGCCCCAUCCGCGGGAACCUCAUCAGCCUCUUCUUCCAACCCUGGCGCACCCUCGCUCUCCCCGGUACCUGGGUAGUCAUGCUCCACUACGCCGGUCUCGUGGGUGGUAUCGUGACCAUCUCCGUCGUCGGCGCCCAGCUCGUCUCCAUGCCGCCGUACUUGUGGGGCGCCAGCGCCGGCCUCAUCAACAUUGGUGGCCUCGUCGGCACCGCCCUCGCCACGGUGUACACCUUCCUCGUCUCCGAUGCGCGCCUGAAGAGCCAGGCGAAGCACGACGCGCACGGCUUGGCUGAGCCCGAGGACCGUCUCCCAACCAUGUUCCCUCCUCUGGCUAUCGCGACCGGUGGAUUCUUCGUCUUUGGGUUCUGCGGCCAGUAUCCCGGUGGUACCCGGUGGGUGGGCCUCGAGGUCGGUUUCGGCAUGGUCGCCUUUGGUCUCAUGCAAGCGCCGUCCAUUGGCUUCAACUACUUGAUCGACUCCUACGGCCAUCUUGCCGGAGACUGCUUCCUCAUCGUCACCAUUCUUCGCUCCAUCAUUGCCUUUGCCUGGACCUUCUUCGUGUCCGGCUGGGUUACCGACAAGGGCACCGCUGAGCCAUUCGGCAUCUUUGGCAUGCUGAUGGGCAUCUUCUCCCUCCUGACUAUUCCUCUCUGGCUCUAUGGAAAGCGUAUGAGGAUUGCGAGGGCUCAUCACCAGUAG